This is a messenger RNA of Penicillium arizonense, 627 nucleotides long. RefSeq lists its product as uncharacterized. Bases 1 to 627 code for a protein of 208 amino acids. The transcript has 3 exons. NCBI's taxonomy places the organism in Eukaryota, Fungi, Ascomycota, Eurotiomycetes, Eurotiales, Aspergillaceae. The record is from RefSeq and is a predicted model, not a curated record.
AUGACUACUCCUUUUCGGGAUCCUCAAUUUUCGGAUGGCGGAGAUGAAUACCAUCACGGCCUCGUCGUUCAGCGAAUUCGGGAUUUGUGGGGUAAAGACUUGGACCCGGGGGAACAUUUGCUUUACACAAUCAUCAUACGGCGCAUCAGUGACGGAAAUGAUUUGACUUUUCUGGUAUCCCACAGAGUUUGGUGCAUGGUUGGCAGUCUUCCAAAACUCGGCAUUGGUCGGGCAAAUGUCCAGAGUGAGACUACUAUCCUCAAGCUCUUGAAUCCUUAUCCAAUGAUAAUUUUUAUAUGGAUUUUUCAGCAUAGAGACCCUGAAAUGGGUCUCCCCAUCCAUUUGGCAAAAGACGACCUGGAUGAAGUUGAGCAUAUUGUUUAUUGCUGUGGACAGCAAAUGAGUAUGAUGCCGUAUUUGUCUGUUUAUUAUCAACAGCAAAUAUUUAAGCAAGGAGAUCAAAAUAUCUGGCGGCUUGGAAAUGCGAGUAUGGCGGCAUUCUGGAAAGGAGACCACGAGGCGUUCGAAAAGGCUACAAUGCUAUACAUCCGGAGACUCAGUAUCCGUGAAUGGCAACUGGACGAGAAGCAUAACGAACUGUUGCCUGAGUUGAUCCGAACUCCAUAG